AUGGAUUUCUAUUCACAAUAUCAAGGAGAUAAUAAUUUACUGCUGAUUUUGAUUUCGUCAAUCAAUACAUCUUCAAUCAGUCAUCUAUUUCGACGUGCACGUUUGGCAUGUUUGUUGCCAUUGAAAUGCAUCAGUCAUCACCUAAAAGAAGGAAAUAUGAAAGAUCGUGCAAAACGAUGUAAUCCGACUUUACUUGAUCAUGGCUUGCAUUUACUUGCCGUAACCGUUAGCAUAAACAGGCAGAGAGCACAAGUUGAAGAGUCACCUAUAUGUGACACCAGCCGUAAUCAUUAUAAAUAUGAACAACGGAAAUGUGAAGAAGGGAAAAUUGAACAUAUAAUGGAGACAUUUUUAUUUGCUGCAUGCGCACUGCACUUGCGAUUGUGGCUGUGUUCUCCUACUGGUGUAUUUUUGCAAUCAGGAUGGACAGCUGAGAGGUACAUGGAGAAGUAUAGUCAGAGAUGUGAUGAUGAAAUAGCAAAAGUACACAUCGACGUAUAUUUAUGCCUUACCGAGCCCACAGGUGGAGGUAGUAUUGCCAAUGCUGUCAAUUCACCAACACAGAAGAUUAAGAGAUCACACAAUAAUCGUCUCCGAGAAUUUAAUCAAGUCAUACACGGUUUGAUUUUUCUUUCCAAAUAUUGCAUUUGCUCUAAAGAAGCAUUGUUUCCUCAAAAUAUACUAGGUUUUUUUGCGAAAUACUCUGUUCCACCUCUUUUUCAAUUUUGGGUUUUAACUACAUGUAAUCUAAAAAACACAAAUUCAUUCUUCUUUUUUCCCUGGAAAAUGCAUUAG
Molecule: messenger RNA, 795 nt
Organism: Echinococcus granulosus
Lineage: Eukaryota; Metazoa; Platyhelminthes; Cestoda; Cyclophyllidea; Taeniidae
Exons: 7
Coding region: 1-795 (264 amino acids)
Source: RefSeq, a predicted model, not a curated record